GUCUCGUGCGUCCAGCCACAUAAAGGUUUCCAUCCCCUGGCUACUCCGCCACAUCUUCCGAUCAGCAGGUGAUCCCGCCCCAGAUCCGCUCCAUCACAUCCUCAACAAUGGCAGCUGCCGCGAUCAGGGCCCGGCUAGACUACCUUGUCACAUCCAUGUUCACCACGGGCAUGCUGGACGAGAAUUUCCAGCAACUGCGGUCGAUGGAAGAGAAUGGCACCGCAGCCCUGGGCUACGUCACCGAGAUGAUCAACCUCUUCAUCAAAGACACCAAGAGGAUCCUCAACGACAUCGCCGGCCUGCUGAACCAACCUGUGGUGGACUACGACAUUGUGGACGUCCUCGUGCGUCAGCUCAAGGGGUGCAGCUACAGUGUUGGUGCUAAGAAAGUGAACCUCUCCUGCAUGCAAUUCCGUCGGUUCUAUGAGCCAAGAAGCAAAGAAAGAUGCCUCAUGGCGUUGGCUCUUGCUUGGAAUGAGUUCUGUGAAGUGCGCAGCAAGUUCGAGGCUAUGAUGCAGCUGGAGGAGCAGAUCGCAGCCUAUGGUCCUAACUAGUAGCUAUGGAAGGAAAAAGAGCGUAGCUCCAUGUGAUCCCUCCCAUGACGGGGUGUAUGUAUCUCUCCAGAUGUAUACAAUGUUCAAUAGGUGUCUGGCUUUGGAGAGCGAUUAUGAAAUAACAUGAGGAAUCUUGCGUAAGAACUCCAGUCUCGCAAGUCUUCAAAAAAACAUUUUGUGAUGUGUCAAUGUCUCUGUCAACUCUAUACCCGGUUGAGUCCGCUGGGCUGCCGCCCCAUACAAUAUUUAAACUCUCUACCUGGUUGGUUUUGUACUGGUGAAUUGGUUUUGUUGUA
Aegilops tauschii subsp. strangulata is the source of this 850-nucleotide messenger RNA. Its product is annotated as histidine-containing phosphotransfer protein 2-like. Gene Ontology annotation, biological process: cytokinin-activated signaling pathway; phosphorelay signal transduction system; phosphorylation. NCBI's taxonomy places the organism in Eukaryota, Viridiplantae, Streptophyta, Magnoliopsida, Poales, Poaceae. The record is from RefSeq and is a predicted model, not a curated record. Gene Ontology annotation, cellular component: cytoplasm; nucleus. Gene Ontology annotation, molecular function: histidine phosphotransfer kinase activity; protein histidine kinase binding.